CCCACCAUCGCACCUGCCCUGCAGCUCUCGCCCGUUGCGUCAUCGGGCAACCGCGCGAAACCAUGAUCAAGCUUCCACAACACUCAUCACGCGCCUUGCUACCGUUACGAAACCACAGAUCACGAGCGCUACCACGAGCCUUUCCCUUCCACCAGGAUAAAGAACGCCCCAGCUGCAGAAAUCUGCACUUUUCGACAGCACUGCGAACGCGUGUUUCCACACCAGCCCACCGCACACAUACUUCGAGUUUCUACACACGAAUAACUAUACGCACGAUGUCGUCUGACGCCGAUUACGCUGCGUUUCUCGAGAAGGCAAAUCAGGACUCUGCGCCUGUGGAGCAGCAGAGUGGAGGGAAGAAGACGUACGGCACUAAGAGUGUGAAUACGGCGGUGCCGCAGGUGUUGGAGGGGGUGGAGGAGUACUAUGUCAGCGAUGCGGAUGAGCCGUUUGAGCCUGUUGCGCUGAAGUAUGAGGGGAGCAGUGUUUCUGCAGAUGAUCUGAAGAAGGUGCUUGGGGGCGAGAGGGAGGUUGAGCAAGUCACGCCCAAGGGGUUUGAGACACAGUAUAAGACUGUUGUUGAUGCGGUGAAGAAGGCGGCGGGUGGGGAGGUCAAGGUUUUUAGGGUGGGGAUUGAUGGGACGAGGAGCGAGUAUUGGGUUGUUGCUGUUGAUGGGAAGGAGGGGAAGAUUGUGGGCUUCAAGGCGUUGAGCGUCGAGUCGUGAGGGUACGCAAGUUCAUGGAGAUACGAGGUCGGUACCAUGGUUUGUAGACGAAAUGGCUGGUAUGACUUUCGACGCGUGGGAAACGUGUUUGGGGUCAGAUUCUCUUUGAUGUGGUUCAGUCCCAGAUGAAGGAGCUGAUCUCACCUAACAGAGGAAGGUUACAUUAUGCUGAUAGGUUGCAUCUCAUCUCUUACAGCACUGAGCUUUGUCUAGCCAAGCAUUAAACGCUCCGUCUGAUCGCUGUCCUUGUCAAUUAGAGUAGAGUGGGGCGGCUGUCAAAGUGUGAAACGGUUGGUGGACAUCAUGCACAUUGUACACACG
Messenger RNA from Dothidotthia symphoricarpi CBS 119687, 1046 nucleotides. RefSeq lists its product as uncharacterized. Bases 276 to 725 code for a protein of 149 amino acids. The transcript has 2 exons. Lineage: Eukaryota; Fungi; Ascomycota; Dothideomycetes; Pleosporales; Dothidotthiaceae. The record is from RefSeq and is a predicted model, not a curated record.